AAGGAAGCCGCGCCCCUUCCCGACCCCGGCACUCUGGCGAAUAUCCGCUUCCGGUUCCCAAGCUUUACCGGCGGUACGCCGGCCUGGAGGUGGUGCGUCCGGCCCGCUGGGCCUCCCCAGAGAUGGACAGUCGCAUCCCUUAUGAUGACUACCCGGUGGUUUUCUUGCCUGCUUAUGAGAAUCCCCCAGCGUGGAUCCCACCUCAUGAGAGAGUGUACCACCCAGACUACAACAAUGAGCUGACCCAGUUUCUGCCCCGAAUUGUCACACUGAAGAAACCUCCUGGGGCUCAGUUGGGGUUUAAUAUCCGAGGAGGAAAAGCCUCGCAGCUAGGCAUCUUCAUCUCCAAGGUGAUUCCUGACUCUGAUGCACAUCGAGCUGGACUUCAGGAGGGCGACCAAGUCCUAGCUGUGAAUGAUGUGGAUUUCCAAGAUAUUGAGCACAGCAAGGCUGUUGAGAUACUGAAGACAGCCCGUGAAAUCAGCAUGCGUGUCCGCUUCUUCCCCUAUAAUUAUCAUCGCCAAAAAGAAAGGACAGUACAUUAGAGAUUUGCAUCCCAGAACCCUCCAUGAAUAAUCUGCCAGGAUAAGCUGGCCAGGUCCAAAGGAAGCCACUUGAGACAUUCUCUCAAUCUCUCCCUGACAUAGUGGAGUGGGAACAUCCGGGCAGCUAGCCAACUGUCACCCAAACCGUAUUGUACUUUCAGUUCCCUAGUUUGCUAGGUGAGCUUCAUUCCCUGAAUGGGAAAAGGUGAUGGUGUUUAGGUAGAACCUAGCGUGAGGGUAACCCCGCUGGCAAAGGCAACUAACAUUUUUAUUGGAUACCAUGUGCUAGGACUUACCCAUGUCCUAUCAUUUUAAUUAUAGAAAUCAUUAGAAAAAGAAUCUUGGGGACCUUCCAUCUGAUUUGCCUAGGCAUCUCAUCCUUGCCAGAGGUCUCAUACACUUGAGAGACUCUCAUGAGAUGCCUGCCCCUUCCUCUUCUUCCUGUUCUUGCAAGCCAAAAAAAAAAAAAGUAAAGCACAAUGCUGAAGAAAUGUUGGUAUGAUUUUUGAAUGUUACUU
This is a messenger RNA of Ochotona princeps (American pika), 1063 nucleotides long. RefSeq names its product PDZ domain containing 11 (gene PDZD11). Gene Ontology annotation, cellular component: cell-cell junction; basolateral plasma membrane; synapse. The transcript has 7 exons. Lineage: Eukaryota; Metazoa; Chordata; Mammalia; Lagomorpha; Ochotonidae. Gene Ontology annotation, biological process: maintenance of epithelial cell apical/basal polarity; protein localization to basolateral plasma membrane; neurotransmitter secretion. The record is from RefSeq and is a predicted model, not a curated record. The coding region runs from base 123 to 545 and encodes 140 amino acids. Gene Ontology annotation, molecular function: protein binding.